GUUCUGAGACUUUCCAUAAUUCCAUCUGUAAAGUUUUCAUCAUAAAUGUGAUCAUCAGUUCAGGCUCCCAUGACAGAGAUCACAGACUGAGUGGCUUAAGCAACAGAAGUUCAUUCUCUCAGUUUUAGGAAGCUGAAAGUCUGAGCUCAAAACAUUGCCGGGAUCAUUUCUUUUCAAAGCCUCUCUCCUUAGCUUGUAGGUGGCCGCCUUCUCCCUGUGUCUUCACAUGAUCAUCCCUCUGUGGGUGUCUGUGUCCUAAUCGCCUUUGCUUAUGAACACUCCUACUCCUAUUGGAUUAGGGCCUACCCUAAUGACCCAUCUAAACAUAAUUACCCCUUUAAUGUCCCUGUCUCCAAAUUCAGUCACAUUUUGAGGUACUGCGAUAGUUCAACAUACGAAUUUAGAAGAAUACAAUUCAUUCCACAGCAACAGCCCUUAGAUGGGGAUGCUGAGGCAAACAAGAGUCAGCUACUAUGAAAAAGAGCUGGGAUUUGCCCCCAAGAGGUCAGCUCUCACAGUCUCAGCAUGAACCCCUCAGACCACUGGGUUUAACCAAGCUGUAGGAUUCCAGAAGGGGUACUGACCUUUUCCUGUUUAACUUUCAAGUUGGGCGACAAACCACCUUGGUUUUCCGAGGGCUAUGAGGGUUUUCAGGAGAAGAGAUGUUCAGAGCUCAAACUGGGAAAGUCAUAGGCAAAGCAGGAGAAGUUGGUCACCCUCCCCGCAUGAUUCUACAAAGAACGACCUGUGAUUGGCAAUGUGGAGAAGAGUGCCUGCUCCUGUUGUGGAUGUAGCCCAGGGCUCAGGUGCGUGUCUCCCUCGGGACCCCAAGAAAUCUUUUUUUUUUUAAAUCAGUUUGUGGAACAAACUUUGUUCCAGAAGCUUCUAUGAUUCAGAAGCAAAGUUUGCUUCCAUGAAGAGGUCACCAGCACUUCCCCAAGUGUAACUGACCUACAUAAAGCUCUCCAUAGGCACCCUACCCAAGUGACUCCUCUGUGUCAAACCCUGUUCCAGGAGCUGGAGAAGUUAGUGAACAACAUUGUGAAGAGAAUAAAAACCCAAUAAAUCUUCCAUUUCCACAGAGGGAUUCCUGCAAAAAGUGUGCCCAGGCAGCAAAGGCAGCCCACUACGGCCCAGCUUCUCUCAAUGUUCUCUGGGAAGCCGGAUUGGGACAACGGGACAGAGACCCCAGGACACAUGAACAUGAGUCAUACGGGAGGCGAGUGGUUGGUGGGCAAACAGGUGGUUUUCAUCCUGACAGUGCUGGUGGCUUUAUGUGGGCUGGUGGGCAAUGGUGUGGUCUGCUGGCUCCUCUGCUCCCAGGUCAGGAGCAACCCCUACAUGGCAUACAUCCUUAACCUGGCCGCUGCUGAUAUGGUCAACCUCUCCUGUGUAACUGUGAUCCUGUUGGAGAAAAUCCUCGUGCUGUAUCACCAAGUGACAUUGCAGGUGGCCGUGUUUCUGGAGCCUGUCUCCUAUUUCUCCGACACAGUGGGUCUCUGUCUCCUGGUGGCCAUGAGUAUUGAGAGCUUUCUGCGUGUCCUCUGUCCCACCUGGUGUUGCCACCGCCCAAAACACACCUCUGCCAUGAUGAGUGCCCUGAGCUGGGUCCUGGGCCUUUCUUUGCAUGUGGUUAGCCAGGUCUGUGAGUACUGGGAGAAGGGCUUGGCAUGUGACCAAUUUCAUGCAGGCUUUAUAAUAUUUCACAUGCUUAUUUGUCUUGUGAUGGGCAUUUCCAGCCUGACUUUGACCAUCAGGAGCCUGUGCUGCCUGAAGAAGUGUUCACCCAUCCGGAUCUACCACAUUGUCCGCUUUGUGGCCAUCAGCUUCCUCAUCUGGGGCCUGCCCUUAGUUGUCCCUGUGUACCUGCCAGGAGAAGAAUACCUGACCUUUGCCUUUGACCUCCUGUUGCUGCUGUCCAUGGUAGUCAGUAUGGCUCAAUCAGCCAUCUACUUUUUGGCUGGCUACCUUCAAAGGAAGAGGCAUGGGGAGUCCUUAAAGGUUGUUCUCCUAAGGGCUUUGUUGAAUGAGAUGGAAGGUGGAGGAGACAAGGGGUCUCAGGCAAGGGAACAGCAGGUUACCAGGAUGGAGCUCCUCCCACUCCAGGAAACUGUUCCCCAGAACUGA
This is a messenger RNA of Cercocebus atys (sooty mangabey), 2127 nucleotides long. RefSeq names its product MAS1 proto-oncogene like, G protein-coupled receptor (gene MAS1L). Gene Ontology annotation, biological process: G protein-coupled receptor signaling pathway. Lineage: Eukaryota; Metazoa; Chordata; Mammalia; Primates; Cercopithecidae. Bases 1147 to 2127 code for a protein of 326 amino acids. Gene Ontology annotation, molecular function: angiotensin receptor activity. The record is from RefSeq and is a predicted model, not a curated record. Gene Ontology annotation, cellular component: membrane. The transcript is spliced from 2 exons.